AUGGACGUUGUGAAUUCUGUACCGAGUUCGCUGCUUCUCGUAAAGCCCAGUGAUGAUAACAAACACCCAUCUUACACCAUCCUUCGCAUCAAGCGCAAGCGCACUGAGGAGCCACUGGACGCGCUGGUCGUUGAGUCUCGCUCGCGAAGGAAAAAGUCACGCGGUGGAGGCCUGGACGUUUUCCAGUUUGCGCAGACGGUUGAGACUGAUGCAUGGGAUGAUGUGAAGGCUAGGCAGAAUCUACAGGUUCGUCUCUGGCCUUGUUCACGGCACAUUAGCCAAGCUUCACCAGUGCGAGAAGUGAGAUCCCCAGAUGCGGGGCGUCCGAUGGAGGAGGGGAACCGUCGAUACACUGUCAGAGUGGCUGAGGAAGACACCAGAGCUGCCUCCCGAAGACGACCGACCAGUCCACCCAAAGUUAUCUCAGCUAAAGAUGCUUCUCAGAAUGACUUCAAAAUGUACGAUGCAGUCCCUGCCGACCAAGAGGCUGCCACGCAACUCCUCGACCUGCAAAUGGAGAACUUUUCUGCCUAUGCUCCAGGAUUACCUCAGGCUCCAAGGGCAGAAAGGGGUAUACCGGCGACAGACGAUUAUGUUUGGGACGUAUUUUACAGGAGGCCGUACAGUCUUGAUGAGUGGCGGUCACUUGCAGCGAACGUGGGCACCCUCACUGGUCUCCCUGCUGGCCCCGAGGAGUCAGAGGAAGAGGAUGAAGCGGAUGAAGAUUCUAAUGCUGAAGAAUACUACAAGAAUGAUUAUCCAGACGAGGAGUCUGGGAGCGAUGACGAUGGAAGCGAACUAGAUAUAUUCCACGAGGACUCCGACCACGAUGAGUCCCUAUAUGAAGACUCUAGUGGUGGCGAAGACCAUCUCUGGCGAUAA
Pisolithus orientalis is the source of this 882-nucleotide messenger RNA. RefSeq lists its product as uncharacterized. Gene Ontology annotation, biological process: developmental process. The transcript has 11 exons. The record is from RefSeq and is a predicted model, not a curated record. Lineage: Eukaryota; Fungi; Basidiomycota; Agaricomycetes; Boletales; Pisolithaceae. The coding region runs from base 1 to 882 and encodes 293 amino acids.